AUGGAACCACCCAAGGGUUUCAUGACUGUGGAGAAGGCCCUCUCCGCCAAUGCCAAGUCCACUAUCGUUCUCACAGAUCCAUCCAUCAAGGAUAAUGAGUAUGGUAUUAAGUUGAGCUUUUUUAGCAAAAUGGAAUUUCAAGUAAGCGAUAUUAGUUCGUCAGACCUCAUAGUCUUACGGAGCGUCAGGGUCCAAAUGAAUUCCAAUAACAUCUCUCUUAUAACCACCAAAUCACCGAUGAGCGAGAUUCACAUAUUGAAGUCAGCAAGCAUACCACGUGAUGCCUCCUUUCGGAAGCCCCUUCAAUGGAAAUCCACUUCCCCGUCAAGCAAAUCCUCGUAUUUGCUCCCUUCUUCAAAUGAGAUAUCUUACGCUGUGUGGGCAUUUUCAAAGGCAGAAGAAAUGUAUUUACCUACAGACCAGGAAUUUCAGGAGAAGACCGUUCAAGCAAUGAACGUAAAAGACAAAUUUACUCUACUGAGCGAUGUUAGCGCAGGAGAAACCAAUCAAUAUGCUAAGUAUUAUGAUCUGGUGGGCCAAGUUAUAAAAAUAUUUGAGACAUCUCAUGGAUUUGUUGAAUUGCAGUUCUCAGACUAUACUCCCAACAGCCACUUUUACGACCAUACCUACGAAGAGAACACGUCCAACGAUGAGAACCAUGAUUCAUAUGGUUACGGCAACAAAUCUUCCGAUGAGGCAGAAGAUCGCAGUUGGAAAGGCCCUUUUGGAAAAUUCACAAUUACCAUAACUGCCUUUGCAGAAAACGCCAGUCAGGCCCGAUCUAUGGAGGCAGGCCAAUGGUGCUUGUUGAAAAAUGUCAGGAUUUGUACAGGUGACGCAGGUACUCUGGAGGGGAAAAUACACAGUGAUAGAGGUAGAGUUUUGAUUCAAGCUCUGGAUACAAAUACGGAGCCAUCACUAGUCGAUCCACGAUUGAAAGAGGCAUUGAGACGCAAAAAGGACCACUGGAAGACAUUCAAUAAGAGACAGACGCAAAAAUCACAGCAUGUGCAAACGACAAAACAAAACACCAGCACGUCGAAAAAAAUUAGACAAGAAGCCGAGCAGAAGGCUACGGUUGGUCUCAAUGAAAAUGUAAGAUGUUCGUACCCGGACGAGCCGAUCAUCGGGAUUCGGGAGAUCCUUCAACCUGAAAAAAUCAUGGUACAAAGCAGCGGCAAGACCUUAUGGGCUCCAUUCACUAAUCGCAAGUAUCGCGCAAACGUGCGGGUUGUCGACUACUUUCCACAUCGCAUUGAAGAUUUCGCCAUCGCACGUCGCGUUACCGAAUAUGAGGCUCUCUCUGAUCAUAGUAGCGGAGAAGAUAGCGAUGAUAACAAUACACGGGGUCAAGGCAACCAUGGAAGAUUCGCAUCUAAGGUUGUUUGGGAGUGGAGAUUUGCCUUGCAAGUUGAGGACGCCCAGGCAAAGAAUGGUGAGGAUCGUGUGUGGCUUCUUGUCAACAAUUCACAAGCACAAGGUCUACUUGGUUUGGAUGACGAUGCCUCGAAUCUCCGUCUAAAUCCACAACUGGUACAAAACCUGAGAAAUCAAUUGUUUCAUCUCUGGGGUGAUCUCGAGGAGCGAAUCGCCGCAGGACUACCUCGUGAGGAUGAUGAUAUUCCACCAUCUACAGACGAAAGCUUUUUGUCUGCAACAUCACAAACUCGCCGAGCAGGAGAUCAGCCAGACGCGGAUGAUAGUGAUAAUGAGCUUGAUACUACUACAAACACACCAUUGUCUGCACAGAGCGGCGCUGCAACUGGACAAACAUCCACCGACCCGGUGACCGCUCAUAUCUCGACGAAUGAAGGAAAGUCGGAUGUCGCCCCCAGAAACAAGCCAUUCACGUGUUGCAUUCAGCAAUAUGGUAUUCAGCUUUCAGAAAAAGACCCUUCUAAAGCGAAUGCUGGAAAUGGGAAAAGAUGGCAGCGAAUCUUUGGUAUUCAUGGAACGACAAUUCCGGCGUAG
Molecule: messenger RNA, 1971 nt
Organism: Glarea lozoyensis ATCC 20868
Lineage: Eukaryota; Fungi; Ascomycota; Leotiomycetes; Helotiales; Helotiaceae
Product: Nucleic acid-binding protein
Exons: 6
Coding region: 1-1971 (656 amino acids)
Biological process (GO): regulation of telomere maintenance via telomerase; telomere capping
Cellular component (GO): nuclear telomere cap complex
Molecular function (GO): telomerase inhibitor activity; G-rich strand telomeric DNA binding
Source: RefSeq, a predicted model, not a curated record